Cricetulus griseus (Chinese hamster) is the source of this 726-nucleotide messenger RNA. NCBI's taxonomy places the organism in Eukaryota, Metazoa, Chordata, Mammalia, Rodentia, Cricetidae. The record is from RefSeq and is a predicted model, not a curated record.
AUGGGUCUGGAGCUCUACCUGGACCUGAUGUCCCAGCCCUGCCGGGCCGUCUACAUCUUCGCCAAGAAGAACGACAUCCCCUUCCAGCUGCGUACCAUAGAGUUGCUCAAAGGUCAGCAUUACACUGAUGACUUUGCCCAGGUGAACCCCUUGAGGAAGGUGCCAGCUUUGAAGGAUGGGGACUUCAUCUUGGCAGAGAGUGUGGCCAUCUUGCUGUAUUUGAGUAGAAAGUACAAGGCCCCUGACCACUGGUACCCUCAGGACCUUCAGGCUCGAGCUCGUGUCGAUGAGUACCUGUCUUGGCAGCACACAGCCCUCCGGAGUUGUUGCACCAGGGCCAUGUGGCAGAAGAUGAUGUUCCCUAAGUACCUGGGCCAGCCGGUAGCCCCUGAGACGUUGGCAGCCACUUUGGCUGAACUGGACAGGUGCCUGCAGAUGCUGGAGGACAAGUUCCUGCAGAACCAGGCCUUCCUCACGGGAUCCCAUAUCUCCGUGGCUGACUUGGUGGCCGUCACGGAGCUGAUGCAUCCUGUCAGUGCUGGCUGCAAAAUCUUCGAGAGCCGACCCAAACUGGCUGCGUGGCGUCAGCGUGUGGAAGCUGUGGUGGGGGAGAAACUCUUCCAGGAGGCCCAUGCAGUUGUCCUGAAGGCCAAGGAUAUGCCUCCCUUGAUGGACCCUACCUUGAAGGAGAAACUGAAGCUUUCCCUUCAGUGUCUGUUGCAUUGA